Messenger RNA from Camellia sinensis, 495 nucleotides. NCBI's taxonomy places the organism in Eukaryota, Viridiplantae, Streptophyta, Magnoliopsida, Ericales, Theaceae. The record is from RefSeq and is a predicted model, not a curated record.
AUGGUAAAAAUAGGGGCAAAUGAGGUUUUGGUAUCCCAUCUACAAUUUGGCGAAAAUACCAUAAUUUUCUAUGAAGUUGAGCUAGAGCAAUUAGUGUACACUAAAAGGAUCUUAAAAUGUUUUGAAGUUAUGUCUGGGUUGAGGAUAAACUAUGCUAAAAGUGUAGUAUGUGAAGUUGGUGUUAAUGAGGAUGAAUUAGCCAUGUAUGCUGAUUUGUUAAACUAUAAGAUCCAAGGACUGCCCCUAAAAUUCUUAGGUUUACCCGUAGAGGCUAACCCUGGUGGGAAAUCUACUUGGAAACCUGUCUUGGAUAGUGUCAGUUCAAAAUUAGCUGGGUGGAAAAGGAGAUUGCUAUCCUUUGUAGGUAGGCUAACUUUGAUAAAGUCUGUAGUAACAAGUCUUCCUAUAUACUACUUAUCUUUGUUCAAAAUGCCUAGUGGAGUUGCAAAAGAAAUUGAGAAGAUGAAAGCAGCAUCUCUGUGGGGAUGGGAAUGA